GUUUUUCUUAGUAAAUUGUCAAUAUAAUAUUAGAAGAUUGUUUGGUGGCCUUUUGCUCGCGGCCAAAUAGAUUAUGCGCGUUUGAGGGGCGUGGCUCUGUUGAAACGUCAUCAACCGCAGACAUACAAUAUGGCUGCGCCCAUGGACACAGCACAUUAGUUGUGUGCACUGACCUACAACUGCUUUUUUUAUUGUUAGAAUUGAGAUAAAGAUGGCCACUCCAGGCAAAGUGUCGAAAAAGGAGCGGAAGACGCAGAUCCCAGCUAAGACGUCCCUGAACUCCCCCUACAGACUGCAAUGGAGCCCGCUGCAGAGUGAUGAUGCACACUUCAUCCUGGACACUCUGAAGAGCAAACUGUCAGCAACUGGCCUGGAAAAGAAAGAGGUGAAAGGGUUUCGACAGUGGGGGAAAGAGAGAAAUAAGAACCCACCUACAGGACAUGACUCGGUAGCUGAGCCCCCACAGAUACUCCUCGACACUGUAACACCGGAACGUCCUGUUAAACCCAGAGAGCAAGGCUGGACUGAUGUAGCUGCUAGGAGGCAGCUGGCCAUCGGCAUCAACGAGGUCACCAAGGCUCUGGAGAGGAACCAGCUCCGGCUGGUGCUCGUGUGUAAGUCGGUCAAACCGCCACACAUGACGAGCCACCUGAUAGCGCUGUGCCGGACGCGGGGCGUGGCGGCAUGCCAGGUGCCGCGUCUCAGUGAGAGUGUGGCGGGACUGCUGGGGCUGAAGUGCGUCCUGGCACUGGGAUUCAGACAAGGGGACAGGAACGAGGAUGGGACGUUCUCCGACACUGUGGAAGCCAUUGUACCCAGAGUGCCUGCUCUGCAGGUUGCCUGGAUACCAUGCGCUCCCAGUGAAACAGGUGCAACAUUUGAGGGGCAGGAGGAAGAGGGAACAGCUGAGGGGCAAAUGGAGGUGGGAAAGGGAGAGGAGACAAGAGGCCAAAAACGGAAAAUUGAAGACAUUUCUCCAGAUGUUACAGAAUGUCCAUCCUGCGUACUUCAGCCUCUUAAAGUGAAAAAGAUUAUCCCGAACCCCUCUAAAAUACGGAAACCAAAGACUAAGAAAAAGUAGAAGCAAUUUAUGUACAAAAGAUGACAUGAAACGGUAGUGUAGGCAGCCCUGGAUGCUGAUUGGAGGUGGAGGUCUCUGCUGCCAAUCUGGAGGAAACACUCCCAAAAUCCCAUGGAAAACUUAAAUGAAAUAAAUUAGACAGCACACUCAGAUGUAUCUUUUAAAGUCUAGAUGAGUUUAUUCCAUCAUGCUGGUAUAGCUUGCGUGAGUAUUUGAAACAUUCAGUAUUUGGAUGAGAGGUCCUGUCUAAACGCUGCUGGUUCUAAUUCCUCAUUUCUUUUACAGCCUGCCAAGGAGUUCAAUAAAAAUACUGUUUUUCA
Salvelinus fontinalis (brook trout) is the source of this 1401-nucleotide messenger RNA. Its product is annotated as ribonuclease P protein subunit p38-like. NCBI's taxonomy places the organism in Eukaryota, Metazoa, Chordata, Actinopteri, Salmoniformes, Salmonidae. Gene Ontology annotation, molecular function: ribonuclease P RNA binding; ribonuclease P activity. Gene Ontology annotation, cellular component: fibrillar center; ribonuclease MRP complex; nucleolar ribonuclease P complex. Bases 212 to 1081 code for a protein of 289 amino acids. The record is from RefSeq and is a predicted model, not a curated record. The transcript is spliced from 2 exons. Gene Ontology annotation, biological process: tRNA 5'-leader removal.